Messenger RNA from Scaptodrosophila lebanonensis, 1166 nucleotides. RefSeq lists its product as uncharacterized. The transcript is spliced from 2 exons. NCBI's taxonomy places the organism in Eukaryota, Metazoa, Arthropoda, Insecta, Diptera, Drosophilidae. The record is from RefSeq and is a predicted model, not a curated record. Bases 147 to 1010 code for a protein of 287 amino acids.
CAACACUUGCAAAACUGCGUCUUGCAUACUUUUGGAAAAUUUCCUUUGAAAUUAUAGCUUUUAUUUGUAAAAGGUGUUGCGACAGUUGCGUCGUUUGGAAUUACACUUAAUAUCAUUCUUACAUUUCAAUAGCGCAAGAAAACCAAAUGGCCUGGCAACCUUCCACUAACUUCGAAGAUGAUCUCGUUGAUCUGCAACCAGAUUAUAACUUAGUCUAUGGUCAGAUGGCCUUCGAAGAAAAACUGCAGGAGAAGUUUUUGCCUCGCCCAAAAUCACAUUACGACUACCUGGCUGAACGGGAGAAGCGCAAUGAGGAGCUGGAGAAAGUGUAUGGUUCAAUUGGAUCAAAGUCAAAAGAAAUACGCGAGAGCUUAGAAAUGAUGGAGCGCAUACAAAAAAUUGCAGGGACAAAGCCUUUAGGAGAACACGCCACCUUAACCGAUUGGAAUGACGAAAGUACCAUAGAGCAAGAAGCCGUUGCCAUGAUGCGUCAUUUUGGCAUGAUGUCCAUGGCACAGGGUAGGCUCAAACCAAAAGUUGAUGACGAACCAGUAACGGAGGAUGUUACCAUAAUGCACAGUGGGCGGCAUAAGUUUCCCUACCUAAGGGAUCCAAAGUUCUUUGAACCGCGUAAACCUGAUGCGAACGAUUCAAACAGUUCUUACCUAGACUUAACCGGCAGUUCAACAAGCAGUAUUAAAUAUAUCGAGUGGAGUAGCGGUUCACACUCUGAUGAAAAAAACAAUUCAAGAAACAGCAGUCAAUAUAAUACAGGCAAGUCCAUUUUGGAUACUUCUGGGAAAGUGCAGCAUGGAUACAGAAAACACUACCCCAAGAAGCAUCUCCAUAGUUUUAAUGAUUCAGCUUCAUUUAAAAGCUGCAACUCGCCAACCAGUAGCAGUAUCAGUAAUGCUAGCGAUGGUGAGAUACCCUAUGUGGCGUUCAAUAACGCCGUUGAAGUCAAGGAAUCUUCGCAGACACGUGCUCUUGAAAGGAAGGGAAGAAAAUAGCAGCAGCGGCACGCAAUGUUAUGAAAGAAGAACUGAAGCCUUUAACCAUACGUACAAUUUACGAAUGCAAUCUGCAGAUUUGCUACAUAUUUUAUUGGUACAUUAUUUUGUAUUCCAUUAUCAAAGAAUAUACAUUUGAGUAGGAUAAAAAGAAAA